This is a messenger RNA of Argiope bruennichi, 1038 nucleotides long. RefSeq names its product calcium-binding protein P-like. NCBI's taxonomy places the organism in Eukaryota, Metazoa, Arthropoda, Arachnida, Araneae, Araneidae. The record is from RefSeq and is a predicted model, not a curated record. The transcript has 4 exons. The coding region runs from base 86 to 886 and encodes 266 amino acids.
UUGUAUAAAAAGGGAACCGAGAUCUAAUCAUUCCAAUUUUUAGCAGAGCUGUGCAUUGACGAGAGUUGAUCCAUCUUAUAUCAAAAUGUCACAACAAAUCAUAUAUAUCUUCUUCAUCGUCAUUCUUCUCUCUUAUUCGUCAACUGGUAGCUACUUAAGGUACUCAUACCCUAGCCAAUUGAUAUAUUUAAGACCUGGAGCGUCAGUCAGGGUAGGAUAUCAAAGACCACCCCAUCACGAACCAGAUGCUGUACUUAUCAAUGUAGGGGGCAAUUAUCCAGGAGGUUCUGGUCCAGCUAUGCCUCCUGGUGGCCCCGGAGGAUUUCCACAACCUGGUGGCCCCGGAGGUUUUCCACAACCUGGAGCACCUGGAGGUUUUCCACAACCUGGAGCACCUGGAGGUUUUCCACAGCCUGGUGGCCCCGGAGGUUUUCCACAAGCUGGAGCACCUGGAGGUUUUCCACAACCAGGUGGCCCAGGAGUGUUCCCUCAACCUGGUGGACCAGGAGGUUUUCCACAAGCUGGCGGACCAGGAGUUUUUCCCCAACCUGGCGGAUUUUUCCCUCAAGCUGGUGGACCCGGAGCUUUUCCCCAACCUGGUGUCUUUAGUCCACCUGGAGGACAUGGACCUUUUGUCCCACCUGGAGGACCUAAUGUCUUCGGUCAACCUGGAGCAUUUUUUCCUCCUGGAAUGCCUGGAGUUUACGGCCAACCAGGAGGACCCGGAGUUCAACCUCAACCUGGAUUUGUACCAGGAUUCGGAGCAGGUAAUCCUGGCGGAAUUCUUCCGAGGCCAGAAGUACCAUCUGGAGGGGGGCGUGAAGUUCACGACGAUGACCAUCCCUUGUCAGACAUGUUCCCGCUCAUCGACAGAACCGGUGCAUAAAAAUAAUAUCAACUCAGAGAUUUGAAUGAAGUGCCACAUUUAUGAAGCCAGACGGACGGAUCGCCGGACUUUCGCACAUUUACUGAAGAAGCAACUUUUAUACGUGUUUUUAGUAUUAAGGUUUAAUAAAUUUUUGUAAAUAUUUCCAUGUC